GACAUGUCACUCAGCCCAAUCGGAGUGGAUGUGUCAAAAGUCGCAGAAAUAAAAACAUAAAUUUCCUACGCCUUUUCACGAAAGGGCAAAUCAAUUUUCUUUAAAUUUCCGCGAUUCGCUGGGUGGCAUUGUGUUUCCAUUAACCGUUUACGUUUGCAUCGGCCAUUCCGCCGCCAAUUGGAAUGCGGGCGAGUUCUUUUGUUCAGCUCCGAGCAGUUUUCCGCACGAAGUGAUCCAGAUCUGAAGUCCGCGAGUGACGGAGUUGCCCCCCGGUGACUUCACUAUCAAGUUUGCAUUCACUUUCCGCACAGUUUUUGCUGCUCGUCUUGCCACUAUCGCGCUCGGGAAUUGUGUAAUAAAUGCAAAUCUAAUGAGUCCGCAGAUGAUUGUGUUUUGCAGUGGACUCGCGUCGAGUUGGUGAUGCUUCCUUGGGUGUUGUGAGUGUGCCUGUGCCAGACCUUGAGGAGCAAGCGGGAGUGCAUUUGCAGGCAGUCGACAUGUUUGGAGUAACCGAAUCGCAGAAGGAUAGCUUCCUCGAGCAGACAAAGGCAGCGCGCGAAGAACGGGCCUCCGAAAAGCGACGUGAAAAUGCGGCUGUUUGCAUCCAGGCACGGAUUCGAGGCUUCCUUGCACGCAGGAAGUACCAGCGGGAAAUUUUAACUGAGUUCGACGCCAUCAUUCCCGAUGUGAAAUCCGAUCAAGAAAAUGUGGAAUUUGCUGCAGCCUCCGAUGUCUAUCACGUUGCUUGCCGCUUUUUAUCUCAGUUUCGUAUAAACGAUAGUGACCAUCUCGAACGUUUCGAGAAGCUAUGCCGAUAUCUUAAUGCCUGCAUAGAAGCAGAGACGCCGAAAGUCAGUUAUAUCAGCUUAGCUCUGAACAAAAGCUACGGCUUACAAUGGAUCAAACAUAUAAAACAGAUGCUGUGGAUAUGUUGUCAGAUAAUCGAAACAUUGAAGCCAGAGCAUCACUCCCACAGCAUAUCUCUUGCACUGUACCUUCACACUCUAAUUGUAUUCACAUCAACAAAAACAUGGGGCAUUUUACGAAGCAAGAAUAUGACAAACAUGCAACCAGCUUCGCAGAAAAUUUGUCACAAUAUUCAAGGAGAUCUCGUUCAAAAAGGGUUUUUCCAAGUUCUACGAGGCACAUUACUUAAAGGAUCAACUCGUGAAGAACUCGCAUUGAAACCAGUCUCCCUAAAGGCUCUAAUGACCUUGGCCACUCGACCCCUAAUCGAUGGCGAAUUCAGUAAGAAUCUGAUGGCACAAUUUCUUUCGGAAAUUUUUUCUGUUCCUGCAUUAAUAUGGCAUUUGGAGAACAAUGCACCUGAAUGUAUGGCAAUGCUACAGUCGCAGAAGAUUUUGGAACGUAGUUUGAAUUUAUGGCCCGAUUUUGACUGGUUUAAGGACUUUUCAACCAGUGCAGCGGGCACAAAAACUGUCGCAUUUUUAGGUAAUUUUAUUCAUAUCUUCAAUAUUGAGGAACGCGACAGAGAAGAUACUGAUGUUGAUUUGUAUCAACAAAUAACGACCUCAAUUUCCAUUCUACUGGAAAAGAUCCCGGAAGCGGUUGGAAUCAAAUCAGGUCCAUUUACUCAGUGGCACGAUCUCCUUGGAUGGUAUAUACCAGGGUCGGAUAACGCUAACAACCAAAAUGUUCCGCUAAUCAAGCGACAGUUCCACAUGUUAUGGGGGCGACGUUGCAUUCGUGUUCUUUUAGGUGACACCCUGAAAGAAAUGAGCGCAAACUAUGAUAAAGUGGAAUUCCAAAGUCCUACACAAAAUUCUUCAACAAAUAUUUUGCGACGGGCAUUGGAACGAAGUUCAACCAAAGGGAAUCUAAGUAAAAGCGGAAGACCAUGGAGAAGAUUGGAUUCUCCCGAAGUAGUGAGGGUGGGAACAGUUUGUGCAAUGUAUUAUGCUGCAGUGACUACCUUAUCACAGUUGAAGCUAGAUAUUUUGUCAGGCAUAUGUUACAAUGAUUCGGUCUUACAUGAUUUAUGGUUACUUAUUGCAUCGUUGGGUCCGAAUUGUGGCCUCAAAGAAUUUCUCGAAUUACUUAAAUUGGAUCCAUCUGGAAAAUCUACACAAUUUUUGAUGUUGAUGUUGUUUUGUGAGUGCAUGACACACUAUGUUACUCUUCAAGACGAACUGGAAAUGUACACGGAGCAAGAGCCAUUUUUAUUGAGUGACUAUGUGGCACUUUCCUACUUUGUAAACAAUUUCUUAUUCAAAGUGAUUCAGGACAAUAUUAUAGAUCCUCGCACUGUGACAACUACACCACUCUUUAUAUCACUACACAAUCUCCUGCAAUGCUUUUAUCGACGCGAUUGUCGUCGUCAAUUUGCACCGACAAAUCACUGGUUAAUAACCGAAAUCCGCCCCUCUAACUUUAUCGGUGAUUUGGAAAAAGGCAAACGUCACUCACAAUUAUUGUUACAAAAAAUGCCUCAUAUCAUUCCGCAUGACGAUCGUGUAAAACUGUUUCGGAGAUUUGUUCAAAACGAAAAGGCUGUCUUAGGUCUAACUGAAUCAGUUUGUGCUUCACCAAGUUCAGCUUUGAUACGGGUCCACCGUGAUCGCAUCGUUGAGGAUGGUUAUCGUCAGUUGGCUGCUUUACGACCGCAUGCAUUGAAGGGUGUGAUUCGAGUGAAGUUUAUCAACCAACAAGGCCUAGACGAGGCUGGCAUCGAUCAGGAUGGCGUUUUCAAGGAGUUUCUGGAGGAGACUAUAAAAAGAGUGUUUGAUCCAUCGUUGAAUCUCUUUAAAACCACUUCGGAUCAAAGAUUGUAUCCAUCACCGAUAUCUUACGUGCAAGAUAACCAUCUGCAAUUGUUCGAGUUCGUCGGGCGAAUGUUGGGGAAGGCCGUUUAUGAGGGGAUUGUCGUCGAUGUGCCGUUUGCAUCUUUCUUCUUGUCGCAGUUACUUGGGCAAACUCUUCAAGCUAUGUAUUCGUGUAUGGACGAGCUCCCUUCACUGGAUAAUGAACUCUAUCGCAGUUUGACGUUCAUAAAACACUACCAAGAGGACGUGGCUGACUUGAAUCUUACAUUCUCCGUUGAUCAAGAUGUCAUGGGAAAGAUUGUUACACAUGAGUUGCAUCCAGGAGGGAAGGCUAGAGCUGUGACCGAUCAAAAUAAGAUCAUUUACAUUCACUACAUGGCAUAUUUCCAUAUGCACACCCAAAUUAAGGAGCAAACGGCAGCUUUUAAUCGAGGUUUCAGAAGUAUAGUUAAUACAGAAUGGCUUUCACUAUUUUCGGCUCCUGAAUUGCAACGUUUGAUAUCGGGAGACACGGCUCCGCUGGAUUUGAGAGAUCUACGAAGACAUACACAAUAUUAUGGCGGAUUUCAUGAUUCACAUCGUGUUAUUGGAUGGCUGUGGGACAUUUUGUCAAGAGAUUUCACUGAGGAAGAAAGAAAACUAUUUUUGAAGUUUGUAACGAGUUGCUCGAAGCCACCACUUCUAGGAUUCGCUCAUCUCGAACCGCCGUUCUCGAUUCGUUGCGUUGAAGUUGGAGACGAUGAAGACACAGGCGACACUAUUGGCAGCGUAAUACGAGGAUUCUUUACCAUUCGCAAGAAGGAUCCAUUGAAUCGUCUACCUACAUCUUCAACAUGCUUCAAUCUUCUCAAACUACCCAAUUAUCAGAGGAGAGCUACUCUUCGCGAUAAACUAAGAUAUGCAGUUUGCAGUAACACUGGUUUCGAACUAUCGUAAUUGGACUUCGUUGACGAUCAUAUACGCCGAUACGGCCUCUAUGUUAAGAUGAAACGUAAUUUGUUCUUGCUAUUAUUUCUGAUGGAGGUGCCACUGGGGAUGCUUUUUUCUGUUUGAAUCGUGAAUCCAGAAUUGUAAAACUAUGUAACGCGAUUAGAUCUGUUUUAGAACUCUAAACAGACAAUCACGAUACAUAUACAUUAGCAGGAAUGGAAUGGAUAAAUGUCAGGAUAUCAAAAAUCGUGGAAAAAAAAUUGAAUUUGAAAUUAUUUUUUGCACUAAAACAUAGGCAAUAAGCUGAGUUGAGCAUUUGAUGUAAAGUUAAACAUGAAUGCGGGUCAAAAGAAACGUUAAGCAAUCAAGCAAUCCAAGUCAAGGGCAAUUCAGAAUAAGUUAACGGAAAAAUCAAAGCAACCGCGAAACGGAGGCUAAAUGAAACUAAUUACAAGGUAAAUUACGUAGGUUAAUAAUUAAAUUAUAUAAUGAAGACGUAGAGCAAGCUAACAGCCUAACAUAAUUUAAAAGAACGAUUUCCACCGUCUUUCUGAUGGAGUCCCGUUUCCUACUUUCUUAUUUUUCGUUGUCUUACCUUCUGCAUAGCAUGUUUCCCCCGUCCCCAGAAGCCACUAUUUUCUAUCAACAAAUUCUAUUUAUCUGAAUCAAUUAUAUUUUCGUAGCAAUUUAUGUGUGGAAUUCGUCCCCUAUAAACGUUCAUUUUAGUUGGGCAGCUCACGUCUUACAUUUAGAGUGAUAAAGAAAAACCUCCAAUGGAAUUACACAAAACAUCUAUUUCUAAUAAGUCUGUGUCGUGACACUUAAUGAACAUUUAUGAUGUAUAUGUAAAGGAAAGAAUCAAAUGUUUAUAUGUAAGAAAAACAAAUUCAAUAAUUAAUGUAAAACAUAUGACUAUAUACAAACAUGAUCUACAAUAACGUGUAAUGAUAAUAUGUUAUUAUUGUUACUGAUUUGAAAUGGAGCUGCAAAUGUAAAUAGACGUCAAAGAUGAAAUUUUAUUAUGUAACUGUGAUAGUAUUGAAUAAAACUGAAAACACAAUGCGAGUGAAGCAGAGCAAAAGAGAGAGAUGUGUUUGUAAGGUUUAAA
This is a messenger RNA of Hermetia illucens (black soldier fly), 4821 nucleotides long. RefSeq names its product ubiquitin-protein ligase E3B. Gene Ontology annotation, biological process: protein polyubiquitination; ubiquitin-dependent protein catabolic process. Lineage: Eukaryota; Metazoa; Arthropoda; Insecta; Diptera; Stratiomyidae. Gene Ontology annotation, molecular function: protein binding; ubiquitin protein ligase activity. The record is from RefSeq and is a predicted model, not a curated record. Bases 498 to 3719 code for a protein of 1073 amino acids. The transcript has 12 exons.